Molecule: messenger RNA, 2004 nt
Organism: Thamnophis sirtalis
Lineage: Eukaryota; Metazoa; Chordata; Lepidosauria; Squamata; Natricidae
Gene: CCDC71
Product: coiled-coil domain containing 71
Source: RefSeq, a predicted model, not a curated record
UCAGCUGUCAGGAGGGAGCCUUUUUUUCCUCCCUUCACCCAGCUAUCAUCCUCAAGAUCUGGAUUCGAUUUUGGGAGACCCAUAAAAAGGCUUCUGCUGAUUUUGCUUCUGCCUUUUUUGCCGGCACUCCAGGCAGCUUUCUCCAAAAAGAGAGGGCGAAAAAGUGGGUGGUCUUUGGGUUUUUCCAGAAGGGUUUGGCCAUUGUUUUUGCACCACCUUGGGUGCACUUAUGGGAUUGAAUUGAUAGGGAGUCCUUCCUCUUCUUGCUUCCACUCAAGUUUCACGGCCACAAAGAAUACACGUGAAUAAUAACAUCUCACAGGUGACCUGUGCUGGUUUCCCAGUGGUUUGGAUCUACUAGAAGCUCCUGCCAGCCUAAUGCCAUGAAUGUUGAAGCGGACAAUGUGGAAGAGAAAGCUGUCCAUUCCUGGUCAAGGAUGUCCUCUGCAGGACAGAAAGCCUUGGAAGAAGCUCUCCGGGUGUUUAACCCCAUGUCCAAGGACCUGUCUGACACGGAGACCCAGUUAGUAGCUUUUCUCCAAGGCCUGAAAGAAGAAGGCUACCAACCCACAAUCCUAAGGAGCAAAGACGUGUAUGGAUACAGUUCCUGCACUGCCAAUGCACCUAGCCAAACAAAAGGCAAUAUCCAAGACAUUCCGGAAACAGCUGUUCCUAUUUCAGAGUCUGCCAAGGCCCCAGCAAGGAACAUGGUCACCAUAGAGAAAGUAUCUGCCCCCUUGGCGGGAAUUACAUUGAGUUCUUCUAAAGAAUCUGCGGAGCCCAUGUCCAAGAGCAGUAAUUCCACAAACCUCCUAUUGAACUCUUUGAAACGGACACGUUCGGGCACAUCCAAAGCCUCGGCCAUGAGCUUCCCGGCUAAUAUGUACCCCGGCGUCUAUCCGGCCAUGAGGCUGUCGGUGGUGUUGGAAGCCUUAGUCCCACUGAAAGCCACUGCUUCUUGUCUGGAAUCAAAAUGCACACAAGGGCACCUGGGGAUCACUCCUUCGGACCUUAAGCGGCUCAAAGCACCCGCGGCAUCAGUGCAGUCUAAGGCCGCUAAGAUACCCUCUAACCAAUUGGACCCCAAAGGAUACAGGCAUUUAAUAACCCAAGUGCCGGACUCUGCUGCUCUCACGAUGAGCCUUAUAAAAGGACCAAAGGGUGGGGUGCUUCAGGAAAGUAACACUUGCAAAGCAUCUGGAAUCCUGAAUGGCCGAAUUUCGGGGAGCAACUCCCAGAGCUGUAGCACGGCAGCCUCCAGAAUUAAGAAACCAUCGGUGGCCAAACCUGAAUGGAAAAGUGGCGGCAGCCAUCAGCAGGAGAAAAGAAGAAGUGCAGAGGAAGGAAAACCCUGUCGAAAGACGCCCAGUUCUCUCCCGCCACCUAAUAAACCAGAACUGGCUUCGAAAGCAUUCAACCUGCUGAACUUCCAGGCCAUCAAAGUGGACAGCUCUUCCGAUGACGAACUGAGGAGGAGAGCACAGCAGAUCCUUAAAGUUAACUUGUCCCCUGUGAUCAGAAUUCAGCCAUUGCCUCAAUCUCUCAGCAUCCCUUGAGUCGUUCGGUUGAGUGGGAGCUCCAAGCCUCCUCCCCCCCUUGAGGAUGAUCAAAUCAGCAUCGAGUCUCUCGGAGCGGGUGAGGGGGGGCUUACACAACGUCUGUACUCUCGGGCAGCUGAGCCUCGGCUCCUGGUUGGCAAUUGGGGGAAAUUCUGCGGAGCUGAGCAACAACUGGAUUACAAAAAUCGUGUUUGGAAAUGCCGGCAGAGAUCUUUGAAGGCCCCCGUGGAGAAGAAUAUAGACCAUCCCUGGCCUUCCUCUGGGACACUUUUCUACAGUACUUUUAUAAACAUGGCAGAGUACACAUCUGGGAUAUGGCGGCACUUGGGCUGUUCCUGUACUGUGAUAUUUCUGGUUCCUUUUAUUUUGAAAUCUGUAAAUCUACUUGGUUUUAUUUUGAUCCUAUUUUAUAUACUUAUUAAAUAUAAAUAUCUAUUGACUCAUA